GUCCGCCGUCGGUCGGCACGGGUUGAUGGUGACCGCAGCAAAGAUUAAAGAGCGGCCAGGCCUGAAAGUCUCUAUAAUAAGGGGAAGCAAGGUUAGGAUACGUGGUUUUGUAAUGUUAAAAAUUUCGCCUGAAGUACCCAAGCUAUCGGCUGUACAAAUAGAUCAAGUUCAGCGAAAAACGAUGUUGAAGUUGGCCAUUGCAUCAAGGUGCCUGUCAGGUGCAAGGACAAGUUUUGCAGCUAAUGCUUUUGUACGGUGCAUCUCAAGCUCUGUCACAUCUCACAUCACCAACUGUGUUACAAGUACUUGCCAUGCACAAUCACUACCAUUUACUAACCAAUUUCAAGGGAAACUUCAGCAAACUUGUCAUGCAGUUAAGCUCGAUGAAAUAGAUAAAUUGUUAUCCAGGUUGAGUUUAUCACCUGCUGAACUCAAAGCUACUUUGACAUUAGUGCUUCCUGGCAAGCAACUUGAUAUUCAAGUACCUACUGCCAUUGUUGAGCCGAUUUCUACACCUAUAUAUAAAUGUCCUCAAAUUGGAAUUGUAUCUGAUGGAAUUGACAAGUACCCUUUACUACCAGGCAUUAAUAGGUUGGAAAAGAAAGCAAAGAACCGGAUCACCAAUGAAAUUCAUAGACGGAGACGCAAGAUGAAUCACCAUCAGUACAAAAAAUGGCGGAAAAAGAUGAAAUUUAAGCUGCGACAAAUUAAGCAGAAACGCCGUAAGAGAAAACAAAAGAAAUGGGAGCGAUAUUUAGAGGGGUUGAAAUUUAAAGGUCUUAGCCAAGAAGAGGGAGAAGCAUAUUUAAAGGCUCAAGAAGAAAAGUUUAAAAUCUACUUGCGUUACCUAGGAUUUGAAGGUGAUGCUGUUAAAAUUGAACGAACGGUGAGGCUGAGAGGAAUCCAAUAUGUACGAAGGCCUAAACGACUUAGUCGUAGAAUGAAUGAUGGAAAAUCUGGAUUAAUUAUACCAACACCAAUUAGAUAAAAAAAAAUAUAAUUGGAAUUCAUUUAAGUUACAGAAAUAAAGUCAUGGAACCGUUCAAAAUGUUCUU
Molecule: messenger RNA, 1055 nt
Organism: Anneissia japonica
Lineage: Eukaryota; Metazoa; Echinodermata; Crinoidea; Comatulida; Comatulidae
Product: aurora kinase A-interacting protein-like
Exons: 4
Coding region: 26-988 (320 amino acids)
Source: RefSeq, a predicted model, not a curated record